Messenger RNA from Penicillium salamii, 978 nucleotides. The record is from the annotation of a GenBank genome assembly. Lineage: Eukaryota; Fungi; Ascomycota; Eurotiomycetes; Eurotiales; Aspergillaceae.
AUGCAGCCACCACUUGAAUUUCGGCCUCACACUCUGGCUGUAAAUGAUGGCCCUUUGCAAGAUGUCAAGUUCCUGCAUCAAUCAUGCUCGACAGAGCCAAUGGAGACUUUGCGACAGCGCUACGAAGAGGAUGGAUAUAUUUUUCUGAAGGGGUUGCUUCCGCGUGCCGAUGUCCUGAAAGCACGCCACGAGUAUUUCGCCAUGAUGCAACAGACGGGUGUACUGCAAGAAAGUACCGAGCCAGUACAUGGCAUCUUCAACCCGCUCAGAUCACCUGCAGAAUUCCCGGGCAUUGGUGCCGGCGGUGCAGGGAAAAAUGGCAGGCCCGGCGGCGAGAAGGCUGCCCAGUUUGUUGACCUCGCUAUUGAAGCACACUAUCGUGACUGGUAUGCGGAAGAUUUCUGUCGCCAUCCGGCAUUGUUGGAAUUUAUUGCCAGGUUCACUGGCUGGGACACCAAUACCCUGGGUCUUCGAAGAUCGCUACUGCGAAACAACAUCCCAGGAACAAAGCCGAUCGGAGUUCACUAUGACCAGAUCUUCCUUCGCCACGGUGAACCCACGAGCGUCACUGCGUGGGUUCCCAUCGGUGAUAUCAAAUUAUGCGGAGGUGGGUUGAUCUAUCUAGAAAACGGCGAUCCUGUGGGUGUCGCCUGCGAGGAAGAUUUCAAGAAGAAGGCAAAUGCAGCUGGGCUUACCGACGAGGAGGCUAAGGAUGCGUUCAACAGUAACAUGAUGGCAACUGGGCUACUGUCGGAGCUUCCUUUAGAAUUCGCUCGCAUGAACCAACGAUCCUGGUUAGUGGCUGAGUAUGAAGCUGGCGAUGUUGUGUUGCACAAACCACACACGAUUCACGCAUCAACAAUCAACAACGAUCCUGAUCAAGUGAUUCGCUUGGCUACCGAUCUGCGGUUUGUGGACUCUUCAAGGCCUUUUGACAGGGUAUGUUGGACAUGCCAAUGCAUGAUAUGCUCAUACUAA